Messenger RNA from Rhizophagus irregularis DAOM 181602=DAOM 197198, 4918 nucleotides. RefSeq lists its product as uncharacterized. NCBI's taxonomy places the organism in Eukaryota, Fungi, Glomeromycota, Glomeromycetes, Glomerales, Glomeraceae. The record is from RefSeq and is a predicted model, not a curated record.
AAAGAGAGUUACGGUUAUGUGGCUAAAUUACACAAUAUUAUGUUUCAAAAUAUGAUUAUUAUUAUUUAAUGUUUAUUUUGAUAUUCAUAUUUUUCACUCCUUUUAUAUUGAUUGAAGGCAUAUGCUGGCGCAGUAAUAAUUCAUUUAACGGUGAAUAGAAAAAUUUUUGAUUUUGAUCGACAUAUCAUUUGCGAUACAACCUUCUAUAUGAAGUCAAACAAUAUAAGAUAAAUAAAUAGAACGACCAAUUGUUUUGAAAAAAAAAGCUUCCUUCUAGUUUUUGAUUUUAAUACGUAAAUAUUAUAAUAUUUCCUAUGUCUAUAGAUGAGAUUAGAAAACGUGUUCUUUCGAAUCUUAGCGAAGAACGAGUAGAAGUCAAUCAUAGACCUUUGAUUGAUAAAAUUUUGGCCCGAUACUCUUCAGAGUUUGUAAUAUAUCGAGAGUUAAUACAGAAUUCUGAUGAUGCGAGAUCAUCAAGUAUCAAAAUUAUAUUUGAAACCGAGGGUAAUAAAUUUGGAAGUAAAAUCAUACGAAUUACAUUCAAAAACAAUGGAUUCGCUUUUAGGCCCGAAGAUUGGGAUCGGUUAAAGAAAAUUGCUGAAGGAAAUCCUGAUGAACAAAAAAUAGGAGCUUUUGGUGUAGGAUUUUAUUCAUUGUUUUCGGUCUGUGAGGAACCAUUCGUUUCAUCUGGUGGACAAGGAAUGGCUUUCUUUUGGCGUCACGGUCAAUUAACUUCAAAACAGGGGCCGACUGGUGAUAUUGACAAAACUUGGACGACAUUCUUAAUGGAUAUGAGAGAACCUAUAGAUCUUCCAAAUGUUGAAAAUUUUGCGCAGUUCUUGGCCAAUUCAUUGGGAUUUACGGGAAAUCUUCGAGAGAUAUCUGUAUAUUUUAAUAAUGUAUCGGCGAUUCACCUAUCAAAAAAUAUUAUGGAGCCGAAAUUGAUGAACAUUUCUCCUGAAAUUGAUACCUAUUCUCCUCGAAAAAUGUUUCAACUUGCCUCUGUACAAGUUAGAGACGUUCAACUUGAAGUUAAAAGAAUACUUAUUCCUACAAAUAUGGGCGCAAACCAAUGGUGUUCGACUGACCUUCAAACGGAACAAGCAUCUAUACUCCUUAGAAUUACAAGUGGAAAUUUAAAUGUUAACGUUAACGAUACGUUUUCUGCGGAAAUGGAACGAAUUACCAAAAAGAAACCACCAAGAAAUACGACUAUACAAAUGAUUUUUACUGGAUUUAAUGAACACGAAAAUUAUAAUGGAACUAUUUCUCCGGUCUUUAAAGAUUUACUUCCAUAUCCGGAGCAAGGAAGAAUAUAUAUUGGUUUCUCAACUCAUCAAACCACCGGAUGUUGUUCCCAUUUAGCAGCUCGCGUAAUCCCUACUGUUGAACGAGAAUCAAUUGAUUUAGCGGAAAAAACUCUUUCGGUAUAUAACAAUGAAAUGUUAUGUUUAGCGGGAACAUUAUGUAGAAUUUUAUAUGAAGACGAAAUGGCUUAUAUAGAACAACUUUAUAAUGAAAUGAUUAGUGAUGAUAAUUCUGAUUCUUUUCGUAAUUGGAUUGAUAUAUGGGCAGCAUAUAAUUUAACAUAUUGUACGUUUAGAAAUAGUACACCAAAUGAGAAAGUUGGUAGAAUAUUAGAAUCACAAUUUUUUAAUUGUACAAAGAAAAAUUUACCAAUCUUAUCAACGAAUGGCGUCCUUCCGAUAUCUAAUGUUCGUAUUCCUAAUCCAGAAAUGGAGGGGUUCAUAAAGAUCGUACCACUUGUUCCGAAAAUAUUAUUUGAUCAAUGUAUCGGAUUUUUUAUGAAAGCAAAAAAUUCUUUUCAAAUUAUAGGAGAGUUAACCCUUAAUGAUGUUUUAUAUGAAAUAAGAAAUCGAACACUUUCUGAAGAUGAAAUGGCUAAACUUUUAAAUUGGAUGAUCUCUUAUAGGUCAAGAGGAAAUAUUGUCGAACCUUCUGAAUUUAAUCAAUUCAUGCAAUUUGCACGCAUCGAUAAGAAAUCACAAUCUUUAAGUACAAUUUGUUAUUUUUUGAAUCCAGGAACAAUUACUUCAGAUGUAGAUAUUCCGGAUGAUGUGUUACCAUAUACUAUUUCCAAAGAUUUGAAUCAUCAAGAUCUUGUAAAAUGGUUUGGAUGGUCGGAAUUACCUUUAGUUAAUUGGGCAAAAUUUAUUAUUAAUAAACCUGAUAUAGAACUUAAUCCCGCGUUUGCUGAAAAAGUUCAUUAUAUUUUAGCAAAUAAUUUAGAUAAUAUUUCACAGAAUGAUAAAGAAACAAUUCGUCAAUUAUUCGUCCAAAAGCAAUGCAUUCCAACUAGAUUUGGUAUGAUGUAUCCUAAUAAAGCUUAUUAUGAAAAUGUUAAUUUAUUCCCCAACUUGCCAACAAUUCAAUUUCAAGUACCUUCAAUGGUUCAGAAUAUAAUGGAUCUUCUUGGCGUUCGAAAAGUUGUUGAAUUACCACUCAUCUUUAGACGCCUUCUUGAUCGGGGAGAUUGGGAUCAUAUGCAACUUGUAAAAUAUCUUGCUUUAAAAUUUAGCGAUCUCAAUGAAAAUGAAAUAAAGAUACUAAAGAGCGUAGCCAUCUGGCCUAAAAAAAAUCCACAACAAGGCAAGAAAGCAGCGAAGCAAGCACAAAUGAUUCAACGUUUUGUCGCCAAUAGUUUGCAUGUACCUUCGCCAAUCCAUCGUGAUCUUGGUUUACCGAUAAUUGAUUGGCAAGGAAGAUGGGAUUGUAAUGCACAAGAAGAAAAAUUUCUCAUUGAAUUGGGUAUACGAGAAUAUCCUACACUUCAAAAGAUCCUGGAAUUAGCAUCACCUCCAACUGAUCCUGAAAUUUGUAAAAAAGCUCUUAAAUACUUUAUCACUAAUUUCGACGAAAAAUAUUCUAGUGAUUAUAAUCCAACUGCAGUUAAUGUUGCAUUUUUACCUUGUUCAAUUCAAGGCAUUUAUGCGAAACCUUCAGAGUGUUUUAUUAACCCUAAGUGUUCGAUAAUGGGAUUUCAAGUUAUACGACAGGAUUUAAAGUUUCAAGUGGAAAAAUUGGGUGUUUUUCAAAAUCCUGAUCCCGUUAAACUUUUAGAUAUGUUAAAAGCGAAUCGACCACAAGAUGAAAAUAAAGGAAAAGAGAUAUUUGAAUAUUUAGCAUCACAACAGGGAGACUUUAUCACUGCUGAUUGGAAUCUUCUCACUUAUCUUGAAUUUAUUCCAUAUAGAGUUUACCCUGACGUAAUUGCUCAUGCCAGUCCAUCUAAAUGUUUCUUUAAAAUUCAAGAAGAUUUUUUAACUGGUUUCUUUUUACGUGUUGACUUUGGAGAAAAGGCUAAUAAAUUUUUACAAAGUUGUGGCGUUAAAUGUGAACCAACUUCAAUAGAUUUUGCUGAAUUAUUAGUAACUUCAUCGAGUGAAUUAAUGAAUUCAAUUCAAUUAAAUGGAGGUGAUGUAGAAAAAUAUUUAUCCAUUUUGAGAAAGAUUGCUAUGGAUGUUAAACUAUAUGGUUCUAUAACCCGUAAACUAAAUUUGAUUGAAAAGAUGAAAUCAGCACCCAUUCUAAUAGCAGUAAAGAGACAAGAUAACGUUAAUAAUAUGAAUGUUGUUAACCAGGAAGUUCAAAAACAUCAAUUAGCUACAGCAAAUGAAAUAUAUAUAAAUGAUGACAUAGUAUAUCAAGAGAUUUUUAAUACAUUGACGGCUCCUGAGGAAGAUUACUUGGAACCUUUAUAUAAGUGGUUAGGAUGUAAAUCAUUGCAUGACGCUGUAAGAGAAGCUUCAGUUCCAAGAGGAAUGAUUUACCAAACUGAAAAUUCUCAACAAUUACAAUUAACGAUUAGGGAAAGAGCAAGCUUAUUCUAUUUUAAGCAUCCAAAACAUGAUAUUAAAAGAGAUGAAGAAUGGCUUAAAAGGUUAAAAGUUAUGGAGGUUUAUUCUAUAGUAACAACAUAUUCAUUAGGAUCAAAGAGUCAUACUAAAGAAAAUAGUACUAGUAUUCUUCAAGAUGCAGGAGGCAUGAAUUCAUGGACUCUUUAUAUAACAUCUAAACUAAAAUUACUCGAUAUUUCAAAACAUAUAGCUAAAAAUAUCUUCAAAACACGUGAAUUUAAUAGUACAUUUUGCAUUCACACACUUUUAACUACGUCCUUAUCAAGUUUAAAAGGUAUGGGAUAUCCGGUUGAUCGUAUUUUACAACAUCCCAAAUUAAAAUGUUUUGAGAAUAGUCAACAAAGAUCACUUAAGAGGAAAGUUUCCGCUACUCCUGAUGUUAUUCAAAAUUUAAGAAAAUCUUUACAAGAUUCCAUAAAUGGCUGUAAUUUAUUUGGUGGAAAUAUUGAUGGUAUUAAUACUCAAGAAUAUUUUGAAAAUAUUCAAAUAAGUUAUUGUGAUAUUAUACCUGCUCAAUCUUUAACACAUGUUGGAUUUUUACAAGAAAUCAAACUUUUCACUUAUAAAGAUGCCGAUCCAUCGGAGAUCAUGUCUCAUACACGCACGGCUCCAUUAACACGUUUUAUUAAUAUACUAAAAGAUCUUUCGGGUGUUUUUGGAAUUGUACCAACAAAAGUUAUUCAUUUAUUUUACGAUGAUAAUACGACUUGUAUUGCAUUCAAUUUUAAUCGAUCAUUAUUUUUUAAUUUCAAAUUUUAUUUGGGGUAUCACGAUAAUGAAUGUAUAACAAGACCUACGGUUAAUGCUAUGACUUAUUGGUUUAUGACAUUUUGUCAUGAACUAGCACAUAAUUAUGUUCACGAUCAUAAUGCUAAACAUGAACAUUAUUUUUCAUCAUUUGCAGAAGUAUAUAUGCCAAAAUUUUUAGAUAUAUUAAAAAAUCAUGAGGCUCCUAAUGAGUUACUUCAUAAAUCAAAACGAGUGAAAUAUUAAAUCUCUCUCUUUUUACAUUGUAUAUUUGUUUUUUUUUUUUUGGAAAU